UAAAGGCAAAGAGAGACCCACAAGUUAUCGUUGUGAUCACUGCAAGAAAGUCCUCACCACUUCAUCAGGUCUGAGAAAACAUAAGAUGAUUCACACUGGAGAUAAACCGUUCACUUGUGAACAGUGUGGAGCAGCUUUUACCAGAAAAUAUCAUCUAAAGAUUCACCAACGUAUUCACACUGGAGAAAAACCUUUCAGUUGUGAUCAGUGUGGAGCAGCUUUUACCCAACAAAGUAAUCUAAAGAUUCACCAACGUAUUCACACUGGAGAAAAACUGUUCACUUGUGAUCAGUGUGGAGCAGCUUUUACCAGACAAGAUAGUCUAAGAACUCACCAACGUAUUCACACUGGAGAUAAACCGUUCAGAUGUGAUCAGUGUGGAGCAGCUUUUACCACUUCAAGUCACCUGAAGAUUCACCAACGUAUUCACACUGGAGAAAAACCAUUUAGGUGUGAUCAGUGUGGAGCAGCUUUUACCAGAUCAAGUGAUCUAAGGACUCACCAACGUAUUCACAGUGGAGAUAAACCAUUUAGGUGUGAUCAGUGUGGAGCAGCUUUUACCCAACAAAGUCAUCUAAGGACUCACCAACGUAUUCACACUGGAGAUAAACCGUUUAGGUGUGAUCAGUGUGGAACAGCUUUUACCACAUCAGGUAGUCUAAUGAUUCACCAACGUGUUCACACUGGAGAUAAACCGUUUAGAUGUGAACAGUGUGGAGCAGCUUUUACCAAAUCAAGUGAUCUAAGGACUCACCAACGUAUUCACACUGGAGAUAAACCGUUUCGGUGUGAUCAGUGUGGAGCAGCUUUUACUGAGUCAGGAAAGCUAAAGAUUCACCAACGUACUCACACUGGAGAUAAACCAUUCACUUGUGAUCAGUGUGGAGCAGCUUUUACCAGACAAGAUUGUCUAAAGAUUCACCAACGUAUUCACACUGGAGAUAAAUCGUUCAGAUGUGAUCAGUGUGGAGCAGCUUUUACCACAUCAGGUAGUCUAAUGACUCACCAACGUAUUCACACGGGAGAAAAACCGUUUAGGUGUGAUCAGUGUGGAGCAGCUUUUACCCAACAAGGUCAUCUAAGGACUCACCAACGUAUUCACACUGGAGAUAAACCAUUCAGAUGUGAUCAGUGUGGAGCAGCUUUUACCCAACAAGGUCAUCUAAGGACUCACCAACGUAUUCACACUGGAGAUAAACCGUUCAGAUGUGAACAGUGUGAGGCAGCUUUUACCAGAUCAAGUCAGCUAAAAAAGCACCAACGUACUCACACGAGUGAUAAACUCUAAAGAUGUGAUCAGUGUGAAGUGUGGAAUUGCAAAAAACACCUCUGCACAGCAAACAAAGCAAAAUAAUCAGACAACAUCAUACCUAAAACUUGAAAGACUAACAUAUGAUGCCCCCUGGACACCUCCUGGGAAGGUGUUCCUGGCAUGUCCCACCAGGAGAAGAGCCAGGACACACCGGAGGGAAUGUCUUUUGGCUGACCUGGGAACGUCUCUGGAUCCCUCCAGAAGAGCUGGAGGAAA
Molecule: messenger RNA, 1528 nt
Organism: Cololabis saira (Pacific saury)
Lineage: Eukaryota; Metazoa; Chordata; Actinopteri; Beloniformes; Belonidae
Product: zinc finger protein 665-like
Exons: 1
Coding region: 86-1288 (400 amino acids)
Biological process (GO): regulation of transcription by RNA polymerase II
Molecular function (GO): RNA polymerase II cis-regulatory region sequence-specific DNA binding; DNA-binding transcription factor activity, RNA polymerase II-specific
Source: RefSeq, a predicted model, not a curated record